Daucus carota subsp. sativus is the source of this 1509-nucleotide messenger RNA. RefSeq names its product chaperone protein dnaJ 10. Bases 338 to 1387 code for a protein of 349 amino acids. The record is from RefSeq and is a predicted model, not a curated record. The transcript has 13 exons. NCBI's taxonomy places the organism in Eukaryota, Viridiplantae, Streptophyta, Magnoliopsida, Apiales, Apiaceae.
AGAAGGCCACAAAACCUAAAUUUUUUUAUAAAACGAUUAUUUCACAUGGAAUUACAAGUUCUUUCAGCUCGAAUUCGACUCCGCUCAACCCGAUAGAGAAUUACAAGUUCUUUCUAUUGCAUACGGCAAGAUCGAAUUUCUCGAAAGAAAAACUUCAAGGUUUCUGCACAGGGGAGGUUUGAACUCUGGACAUCUUCUACCACGCAAAGCACCUCCGUCACAGCUCGGGCACUCCUUGACUCUCAAUUUUAUGCUUUGUUUCCGUCUAUAAUUAUUUCUAUUGGAUAUUCUUUAUUGAACCUCGGAAACUACACUUUUGCCAUUGUGAUUUUGAGACAUGGUGAAGGAAACAGAAUACUAUGAUAUUUUAGGGGUCAGUGUGGAUGCAUCCGCUACUGAGAUCAAAAAGGCCUAUUAUGUAAAGGCAAGAAUAGUCCACCCUGACAAAAAUCCUGGAGAUCCAAAAGCUGCACGAAACUUCCAGGAACUCGGCGAAGCUUAUCAGAUUCUGGGCGACAGUGAGAAACGUGAAACAUAUGAUAAAAAGGGAAAAUCAGGAGUUCAGGGGGAGUCCAUGGUGGAUCCUUCAACUGUCUUUGGGAUGUUAUUUGGAAGUGAUUUAUUUGAGGAUUACAUUGGCCAGCUUGCAUUGGCUUCAAUGGCAUCUGUGGAGCUGGAAAUGGAGUCGGUGGUUCCUGAAGUUCGUAAAAUGAAAGUCCAAGAGAAAAUGAAGGCAAUACAAAAGGAGAGGGAAGAGAAGCUCAUAAAAAUUCUGAAAGGUCGCCUUCAACCAUAUGUCGCAGGUAACAAAGAUGCGUUUGUAAAUUGGGCAACAACAGAAGCAAGCCAUCUCUCACAGGCUGCUUUUGGAGAGGCUAUGCUACAUACAAUUGGCUAUAUCUACACAAGGCAAGGUGCAAGAGAAAUUGGAAAGGGUAAAAGAUAUAUGAAGGUUCCUUUCUUAGCAGAAUGGGUACGUGAUAAAGGUCAUAUAAUAAAAUCUCAAGUUUCAGCAGCUUCAGCUAUGCAUGUAGGUGCUGUGUCAUUGAUGCAAGUACAGGAGGAGAUGAAAAAGCUGAACCAAGGAGAAAACAAAGAAGACAUGGUAUCUAAAACCAUGCAAGAAAAAAAGGACUCUAUGAUUCAAUCUCUUUGGAAGCUUAAUGUGGUAGAUAUUGAAGCGACAUUGUCACGUGUCUGUCAAGCAGUUGUUAAAGAUACUAAUGUAUCCAAGGAUAUUCAUAGGCAACGGGCAAGAGCAAUGAAAAAGCUCGGAACAAUUUUCCAAGAUUUGAAUACAAAGGGUGCCAAGUCCACUUAUUCCCGGGAAAACAGUCUCCGCCAUGAAAGUGACAAACCUGAGGAUAGCAGUGCUGCAUCUAAGUGAUACUUGACUUGCUGCUUCAUACCAAUUGGCAGCUGUUGUAUGUAAUGUAGCCCUAUUCUGGUAUAAAUUGUUUUAUUCAAAAUUACAGGAUCUUGUAGGAAAUCCAAAGGGCUUUGUUUCUA